CACUACCAUCCCGACCCAACCUCUGCUUGGAGAAGCAAGCUAAUAAUGAAAGGGAACCCCCGUUCAUCAUGUCCUAAUGGCAUCGUCUGUUGACCCGGAAGUAUUCUCACCGAGGUUGGUCAGGUGAUAUCGGCCGGAUCAUCAGUCAUACUUCCAACGUGGCCAAGUCGAGACGUUUUCACCAAAGACCACAAGAUGGGAGACAUGACAACUGCCGACUCACUGAAGCCUCAGCCUAACAUCAUCUCCAGGGCCUCCACACGGCUGGGACAGAUCUACCAGUCAGUGCUGGAUAAGUCCACUCCGCACACAGCUGCCCGAUGGAUCUUCACACUCGUUGUCUUCGUCUCAUAUGCCAUCAGAGUCUACCUUCUAAAGGGUUGGUACAUUGUGACAUAUGCCCUGGGGAUCUACUAUCUCAACCUGUUCAUCGCCUUCCUGUCACCCAAGGUGGACCCUUCCAUGGAAGACAAUGAGGAUGGACCGUCACUUCCUACCCGGUCCAGCGAGGAGUUUAGACCCUUCAUCAGAAGGUUACCCGAGUUCAAGUUCUGGUAUUCAGGUACAAAAGCUAUCGUCAUCGCCAUGACCUGCACGUUCUUCGAGGCGUUCAAUGUGCCGGUGUUCUGGCCAAUCCUGGUGAUGUACUUCAUCAUCCUCUUCUGCAUCACCAUGAAGAGACAAAUCAAGCACAUGAUCAAGUACAGGUACCUCCCCUUCACCCAUGGCAAGACCAAGUACAAGGGAAAGGACGACUCUGGAAAGGUCUUCUCUAGUUAGGUAACUGAUGUCACGGGGGAAGUACAAAGGAUUUGAAGAGGAAACAGCUUAUGUAUAACCUGUAGAAAGCUGACUUGGCAUAGUAUAUCUUUUUUGUGAACAUUUAAAACAUUUCUAUGUUGUCAACCAAACAAAACAUUAUAAUGAGCUGCAGGUAGAAAUGACACAAAAGUGUUGAUAAUAUUGAAUUGAAAUGUAAGUAUGAAAAUCUGCUUAAAUCAGCUCUUUUGAACAAGGCCUCUUUUGAGUGUUGCUUUUUAUGUAAAUGGUUUUGAUUGUCACUGAAUAAUGGUUGUCCAAAAGGUUUUCUUCCCUACUAUAGCACACACACAUACACACACACAUAAUUUUGUAUUCACUCUAGACCAUAAAUUGUUUGAGGACUAAGAUUUACACAGUUUCAAGUUUUACUCAGAAAUAACUGAAUUGUGUUUCUGAUGAGAAAUUUGCAUGUAUGCCUGUAUGCCCGUUGUUACAGACUAAUUCUGUACAUGUGUGAAUGUAUUAUAGGUCACAUUGUGCAGUCUUCUCAUUGAAAUGUUGUAAAUAGUUUGGGUGUUGGUCAUUUAUAUAAUACAUGUGUAUAAAUAUAAAUCAGAGAUUUGACUUGUAGUUGACAAAGUGCAAGUUUACAGACCAGAUGUUGAUUCAGAGGUUAAAUCUGACAUUGAUGGUUUAAAUUUUGAUGUCAUUGCUAGUUUCUUUCUUUGGUUCAUGGACCUUCCUCAUUUCAAAAGGCAGAGGGCAGCUAUCCAAACAAAAUGAAGUAUAACAUCUACAGGUUUGGAAUAACUUAUGGCCAUCCUUUGGGAAAAUUUUAGUUUGAAGUUUUUAAAACAUUUAUCUGGAAAAAGAGAACUUUAGGGUGUCUGGUAAAUGUCCAGGUAAAUUAUCGAACGAUAAAGAGCUUGCUAUCUGUUUUUUCUCUCAAAUAUGUUAUAUAGAAAAGUAGCAGCAUUCCUUAUAGCGUUACUACACCUACAUGUCUACCAUUGCCAUAUAUUCACUCUAUGGUAACAUUUUUUCAAUAGCCCCAGGAUCCCCCAAAAUGUACUGUUUUUCAUGGAAUGCAUUCUAAAACAUGUUUUCUACCAGUUGUUCUAAAAUUCAUAUUUUAACCCUAUUACUCGGGCAUAGCAAACAGAAAUGUGAUACUAUCAAUUCUUCAUCCAUGAACCAAGGAAUGAAUUGGUGUUCAUAAAUGUGUUGAUAUUUCAAUGAAAGCUGCUGAAGUAUAUUUGGAAAAACACAGUUGUAAUUGUAAAGCAGCAGUCUAAGUGAAAAGUGCAAGAGAAUGAAGAAUCUUAGGUGUAUUUAUGAUGUUUGAAAUGCAGUAACAUUAAAACAAUACAGAGUGUGUAAACUGCACA
Molecule: messenger RNA, 2150 nt
Organism: Branchiostoma floridae (Florida lancelet)
Lineage: Eukaryota; Metazoa; Chordata; Leptocardii; Amphioxiformes; Branchiostomatidae
Product: protein RER1-like
Exons: 8
Coding region: 196-780 (194 amino acids)
Biological process (GO): retrograde vesicle-mediated transport, Golgi to endoplasmic reticulum; protein retention in ER lumen
Cellular component (GO): Golgi membrane
Source: RefSeq, a predicted model, not a curated record